Molecule: messenger RNA, 7582 nt
Organism: Penaeus monodon (black tiger shrimp)
Lineage: Eukaryota; Metazoa; Arthropoda; Malacostraca; Decapoda; Penaeidae
Product: SH3 domain-containing protein C23A1.17-like
Molecular function (GO): calcium ion binding
Source: RefSeq, a predicted model, not a curated record
GUGAGGAUGUGGCUCGCGCGCUCCCAGUUGUGUGUGCGUGUAUAGUGUAGUGCGCAUAUGGUGUCCUAAAUUCCCCCGUGUAUAUCAUAUACCUUUUUUCCCCCUCACCCCCUCCCUCCUACCCCCUGCCAAGUAUGGAGUACUUGCAGGCCAACGCAGACUCUCCCCUUGGAUCGUAGCAGCUUACGAUACCUGUGCAGCUCCCCCGGAAACCAGAAAGAGAUACAUUAAGCGAAACGCGGGAAUAGGAGAAGGGAAGAGAGAAAAUAAACAAUUAAUGAACAUAGAUGAGAAGGAGGAGAAGAGCAGAGGGAAAUAAGACACACAGGAAGCCAUGGUUUUGGACAUGAGGAAGCCAAACAGGAGGUGUGGUGGCGGAGUGGGCGGCGAUGGUGCUAUGGUGACCGCCCGCGCCCGCACCAUCACCGCGCUGCUUAUGGUGGCGGUCACGGCGGCCUCGUGUGCCGGCGCAUCGUCUCCGGAGUUUAGUGACGUCACAACCGAAGCAUCAGUGAUAACGACAGUGAAGUCACUCAGUGAUUUAAAUCUUAGUCCUAGUGUUAGUGUCAAUCAGCCAAAUAUUAGUGACUCUAGAACUAGCGGGGAAGACGUUAUCGCGCGAAAUGGUAUUGACGUUACAGUGAUAGGAAGCGACGUCAUAGUGAUAGAUAAUAGUGAAGUGACGACAGCGAAUAGUGAUGAGGCGAGAGACACUGUGAUGAUAGCGACCGUUGAUGACGUCACGAAUAACGAUGACGUCACAUCUGGUAGUGGGAUAGAUUUCAGCGUAACUGAUGACGUCACGACCACUAUGGUUGGGGAUUCAGAGAAUCUGGCGACCACGGACGACUCGCUCGACUCAGGGCUGCCCGCGACGACCACGCAGACUCACGCGGAGAUCGACGCCACGCCCCCAGGAAGCGGAAGCGAAGGGGAAGCCGUAGCCAGUGUGACGGGAAUCGAAGAAACUGUUCCCACAUUCGACGAAGGUGAGAAUGAGGCCUUUCGGACUCCCACUGACGCCGAAGCCGCGGCCACGCCCGAAGUCGACACUGAAGUCGCGCCUAAUGAUGAAGCUGAGGUCGUAGCCACACCACCUGAGACCACAACUAAUGAAGCCGAAGUCACUGCCACACCGGCUGAAGAUGACGUGGUUACGUCGCCAAACGAAGCCAAUGUCGUCGCCACACCGACCGACGCCGAAGUCGUUGUCACGCCAACUGAAAAUGAGAUCGUAACGACGAUGACCGAAGCUGAGGCUGUCGCGUCGCCAGCAGAAGCCGAAGUUAGUACGUCUGAUGAGGCCGAGGCUGCAGUCACGUCGUCCGACGCCGAGGUCGUCGACACACCAACUGCAGCCCAUGUCAUUACCACGCCAGACGAAGCCGAGGUCGCAGCCACACCAACUGAGGCUGACAUCGUGUCUUUCCCAACUGAGUUCGAACCUUCGAUUACAUCCAGUGAUGCUGAGGUCGCAGCCACACCAACUGAGAUUGACAUCGUGUCUUCACCAGCCAAGUCCGAAUCUGCAAUUACAUCCAAUGGUGCUGAAGUCGUAGCCAAACCGACUGAGUCCGAAACUUUAGCCACUACACCAGCUGAAGCCGAAGUCAUGGCCACGCUGACGGAGUCGGAGGAAGGCGUCCUGGUGCCCACCGAAGGCGAAGCCGGCGACGCGACGCCGACCCAAGGCAACUUUGUUACCGAAGGAGCGGUGGCCUUGCCAGCCCUGCCAGAGGAGGACGCGGGGCUAGACUUCGGGGAGGGAAUUGUGAAGGAGGAAGCGGCGAAUGAGGAGGCAGACGGAGGGGAGGAGGAGGAGGAGGAGGUAGUCGUGGUGGGCACGCUGGUGAGCACGGCCACUCUCCUGCACGAGGAUGUCCUCCUGCAGCACCACCUCUCGACGAGCCACCGCGUGCUGCGGACCGUGUCCGAGGAAUACCUGGGGCUGCAGGCGGCCGAGGCGCAGCGGGGCUUCCAGUCGCGCAGCCCCUUCUCCACUUUCAUGAGCGUGAACACGCGGCGCCCCUCGGAGCUGCGCCGCGCCGAGCCGGCCGACAUCGACGACGUCAUCCAGAAGAUCAUGAACUUCCUGGGCGGCGAGGCGCGGGUCACAGCCGCCCACAACCCCAACACGAGGCUCACCACCUUCGCGCUCAACCCCAUCCACACGCGCAUCAACGACCGCGGCCCCCCCAGGCUGCCCCUCGGCGGCCCGUCCUCAGCCAUCCUCACGCGCACGCCCAUCCUCGUCCCCGUCACGCCGCCCGUGAAUAGGCCGCCCGUGAUCCCUGAGAGGCCGCAGUUCGUGGCCAACACGAGGCCGCCCUUCUUGGCGCCGCUGCCGCCCUCGCUGGCCAGCCGCCCGCCCUACUCGCCGCCCAUCCAGAGGCCCUACGCCACGGGCAUCCCGCUCCCGGAGGACCUGCUGACGUCGGUGGAGGACGGCGAGGGCACGCAGGCCAUCCCCAUCAACCCCGUGUUCCCCGACUACGUGACGGAGCCGGCGGACGACGAGCCCGGGCAGGGGCAGGGGGAGGAGGCAGGGGAGGAGGCCACCUCUGAGGGGGUUCCUCAGGACACGGAGGCGCCCCAGACGGCCCCCUCUGCGAGCCCCGUGGACGUCGAGACGUCCGCGCCCGCGACGUCGGAACCAGCCAUCGUCGAGGAAACGAUUGUCCAGACAGUGACGUCAUACACGACCUCGUCCUUGACGCAGGAGGAGGGGGAGGAGGCCACUCAGCCACCCGCCCCGACUUCCACCAUUCCCGAAGACGACCUCGCCACCACGCAGUUGCCCCUCGAGCCCUCCUCUUCCUCGACGCCUCCCGCCCCCGCCACCUCGCCCCUCACGCCCCUCGAACCGUCCAUGCAGGAGUCCUCCUCGUCGUCCAUCCUCCCGACGCCCGUCACGGAGCAGGAGCCGCUCCCUGCCACCACGACGCCCGCCGCGGGCCACGAUUGGGCUCCCUCCUCGUCGUCGUCCCCUUCGUCCGUGAGCCUCCCCUCGUCUUCCUCCUUUUCCUCUCCUGCCGCCACAGUGACCCCUCCUCUGCAGCCACCGCCGACGUCCCCGCCGAGCCGCCCCUCUCCCCCCACCGCCCGCCCACGGCCGCCCUCCGCCCCAGCGCCGACCCAGCCGCGCCCCCAGCAGCCCUACUACCCCCAGGGGCGCCCGGGGGUCGUGCUGGACGACGCGCAGUACCGUCCGGGCCAGAUCAUCACGGGGACGGUGCAGGUGCCCUUCGGCGCGGGGGGAGGGCGCCCCGGGGACGUGUUUGACGUGACCGUGUCCGCCCACCAGAACUACGGCGGGGGCGUCGCGCUGCCUCCGCCGCCGCGAAACCCCUACCUGGGCCAGGGCCAGGUCGUCGCAGCUGACGGCCUCAUCACGACGCCGGCGGGGGGGCACGACGGAUUCGUGUCCAUCGACGGGAGGAAAACCUACUUCGACCUCAUUCCGACUGCUACUCAGGCGCAGGGACUCACGCAGCAAACCAUCGGCACGGGCGUCGGCUUCGUCGUGCCCGAGGAGGACCUGCCUCAGACGGGCAACGAGAGGCCCUUCCAGCGCCCGACGGCCCCCCUCGCACGCCCCACGCCCAACAGACCGCCCCCGCCGACCACGCCCACCGCUCCAACACGUCCCAAACCUGCUCCUCCCAGAAAGACCUACACCCGUAGGCCUACUCAGCCGCCCAUCAGAAUCGACACGUGCAUCGUGGGCGACGACAGCACCUGCCAGGAGCAGCUGAGCGAGGUGUGCCGGACGGAGGACGGCGUCUCCAGCUGCUACUGCCGGCCGGGCACCGACAGGAAGAGGCCGCGGACUCCGUGCAAGAGAAUGGUGUCCCUGAAGAUGGCGCUGAAGGUGGACCUGAUGGGGCAGCAGCGGCUCGUGUGGGGCGGCAGGUACAACGACCCCGAGUCCGAGGAAUACCGGAGGCUCGAGUGGGAGGCCACGCACGCGAUCGACAGCGCCAUGAGCAAGACCCAGAUGUCCUCCGCCUACCUGAGCAACACUGUGCACAAGUUCUACUCCCUGGGCGGCAAAGUGAUCGUCAACUCCACCAUCAACCUGGAGAGCACGCCUGCCACGCGCUCCCGCACCAUCCGGCAGGCGCUGCAGAGGCAGGUCAUUCAGGUGAUCCAGAGCCACGGCAACAAGAUCGGCGAGUCGGCGUUGUGGGUGGACGGCCCGCUCAACCCCGUGCCGGAAGUGGCGGAUAUCAAUGAGUGCAAUGACCCCAAACUCCACGACUGCCACAGUGAUGCCACCUGCGUCAAUGAGUUUGGCACCUUCACCUGCCGAUGCUUGCCUGGCUACACGGACAGAUACGUGGACGACCCGAUGGAGGUGGGGCGGCACUGCGAGUCCUGCUCCUCCGACUUCUGCAACAAGCGAGGGGAAUGCCGCAUCGAGGACGGGGAGAAAGUGUGCCAGUGCAAGGGCUCCUACUACGGCGCCCGCUGCGAGAUCGACGGCGAGGUGCUGGGAGUGGCCGUCGGAGCGUCGGUGGCGGCCGUCAUCAUCAUCAUCCUCACGCUCAUCUUCCUGUGCAUGUGGAGCCGACGAUGGAAAGCCCAGGACGCCAAGACGGAGGUCCUAGCAAGGGGCGCCGCUGCAGGGACGCUCUACGGAGGAGGGUUCGCCGUCAACGUGCAGAACAAGGGCAUGGCGAAUACAGGUCCCGCUGGCCAGUACGGGGUCACGCUGGAGGACAGGAUGCGGUGGGCACACAUCGCCGAGACGCUCACCAACCAGAACAUCUACGCGCCCCAGAGCUCAGAGCAGGGCGGCAGCAGCAGCAACGAGUACCUGACCGCCGGCGCCGUCCCCGCCACGGUCAACACCAACCCGUUCUCUAUGUAUAACCGCGUCACGCGCGCCCUGUCCAACUCGACCCUCGGCCGCAGGAGCGAGGGCAUCCUGGGGCGUCUGAAGAAGCUCGUAGGAGGCGGAGGCUCCUCCGCCGCGAAGAAGAACGCCGGCAUCCCUCCGUUCAUGAUGGCGGCGCAGCCAGGGACGCUCAACUUCCAGCAGCUGUUGGCUCUCCACGCCCAGCUCUCGGCUCAACCUGAACAGCUGAGGGGCAUGGCAGGGCCUUCCUCCCAGCCGACCAACACCACGACGCCGGGUAACCUGUACACGCACCAAAGACAGAUGGCUGCGGCUUCAUCUUCGGGCUACGCUUCCUUGGGGACACUAGGCUCGGCCGCGGCGGGUCAGUUCGGACAGCAGUACGCACCCGAACAGUUCGGUCUGCACCAGCUCAACCCCGUUAACCUGAUGGCCACGAUGCAACACCAGCAGCAGCAACAGCAGCAACAGAUGCAUCACCAACAACAGCAGCAAAAACAUUCUUACAUGAAUCAGAAACAGCCGUUCGGUAGUCAGUCGGUUUAUGGGCAAUUCGGACCUGCUUCGCUCAACACGCUUUCCCACGGAGGUGUUUCGCGCGCCCCGACCCUCGGCGCCCGCACGCCCAUCCCCCUACACGAGGGCGUGGGAGGGGCUGCCACCAUAGGACCCAUGGGCGGAGCCAGCGUCGCCACCACGGCGGGGAUGGGCGGCAUGGAGAGCUCCGAGGACGAGCUCGAGCGGCCGUACCAGCUGCCGAGGCCGAAGUCCCGAGGAUCUCUUGGGGAGUCCAGCGACAUAUACUAUGAGCCUGACGACCUUUUACGGACCAUAGGACCUCCUGACAGACCUCCUCCUCCUGUCCCGACCUCGUACCACCCACAGACUUACAAUUUCUCGUUUUUACACUGACUUAGAGAGCCCACGAGACUGGUGUGCUAGUCUGAAUAUGACGAUUGUUGUUAUUACUAUGAUUAUUAUUAUCAUUGUUGGGUAUUUAUUUGUUUGUGCUGUUUAUCAGAGGAGGAUUUGAUACCAUUUGCUUUAAUUAUUCGAUUUAAUUUUUUUUCUUGUGGGAUUUUGUUAUUGUGUCAAGACUGGUUCUUGUUUUUUUUUUAAAGUAAUUUCUCCAUGUCUACCUUUGUGCUUAUACUGAAUAGCACCAUGCCGAAUGACCUCAUAUGACUUACCUUUGACCCAGUGGACAGUUGCUCGGGUUCAGUGGUGAUGAUGCAACCAACUAGCACAAUGACAAUGACGAUUAAUCUGUUAUAUAUUAGGUACCAGACAUCUUGCUAGCAGACGAGACUCGCCCUUACCCCCUUCCUCCUUAAACGAGAAGAGGGAGGGGGCAAUGACUAUAUAACUUCAGAACAAAAGCAGAACGACUGACCUAGCGAUUCUUCAGCACGUCUGUCUGUUUAGUUGUCUGUGUGCUGCUCGUCUGGAGCUUCUGAUAGAUUUUAUUUUUCUGUUCUAAUCGAUUUAUGAUGUGCUGUUGCUGUAAGGGAAGAAUUUAUGCGCACAACGUGAAUGAGAAGCAAGAAAGAAAUCAAGGACAGUGUGCCGAAGGAACAGAUUUCAGUUGUGCUGAAGUCAAUACAACCAAACUGUUGGUGCUGUGAUACUAACGAUACUUCCAUUACGAAUAGGCAUCGGAAAACCAACUUUUUUUUUUAUAGAAUAUAAUAGGUUUUGAGUACUCACGAUACCCAGUGAUUUUCCUCACCGAUUCGAACGAGCUGCUUCUUGUCACUCCAGCCAACGAAUGUGAAAAACGACCGAGUGAAAAGAAGGCGAGAAACACGGAGAACUGCAUCUUCAUGUGAUCACAUUUCUCUUUGGUUAUGUUAUCAUUUACACUCACCGAUAUUAUUGUGCUGAUAUUAUUAUCACACUAAGCUUUAAAGUCUGACAUAGACCAAGCUUAGCAGAUUUAUGAUAUUUCAAGCAUCAUGUGGAUGUCUCUAUUUAUGUUACAUGUUUGUUUUAGUCUCUUGUUCUAUUUAUCUAUGUAUUUAUUUAUGUAUAUAAAUGUUUUAGUCUUAAUGAUGCUCAUUUUUCCCUUUAACCAAUAUUUCCCUUUUGACACAGAAAUGUGAUUGUCUUGUUAUAAAUUGUCUUUCAUCUUGUUGACACUGAAGACGAUUAGUUCCGAUAAAAUUAACAAAUAAGCCAAAUUCAGUAUUAUAUAUAUGCCUCACAUGACAGUGCCGUGUGUUUUACUGAUAGGUAUUGUUGCAAUUGGAUAGGUUAAUGUUGCAUACCUUGCUUUCUUCUUUUGUAACGAAGGCAUUUAAUCUGGAUUGGAAUAUGAGAACCUUCUGUGUUGUAUCUGUGUAAAUCCAUUCACACAUUCAUUUGUAUAGGAAUAUGUGUACCUACAUUACAUAUAUGUAUUGUUACUUGGUUUUGAAACUUGUAAUAUACUAUGUACUUAUUUUGCUUUCCUCCCCCCCUGUCGAUACAGAAGAUACGUAUAACCAAAAUUAAAAAAAUAAAAAGAUAUACAUCACCUUUUCAAAUACGAGCACAAAAUAAAAGAUAUUUUUAAUGAAGUCGUGAUAAUUUUUCAUUUGACGUCGCGGGUGAAUGACAAAUGCUCGUGUUAAAUAUCGUCUACAGUGUACCAUAUGAGGUCUCCAUCAUUAGGUCUCGUUGGUAUGCAUAUAUAGUCUAUGGACUUGCCAGUGAUAUGUAAUAAUACACUAAAUAUUUCUU